GCACAAUCUGACGCCUGCCAGAGGGGGGAACGUCCAUUCAUUACACAAGAAGCAUUAAUCAAAGUUUAUUGAAAGCGUGGGCUCAUAAAUUUUACUUUACAAGGAUACCAUCAUUGUCAUUCAAAUCAAGAAGUUGAGAAAAAAAAACAUGAGAAGUGUGGAUAUUUUUCAUUUGUUUAUAUGGAUGAUCUGCCUUACUACUUUCUGUGGAAUCUUUGCAACCACUGAACUGCCCACUACAAGAACUACUGUUGCCAAGAAAAAAGAUUUUAAUGAUAUCGAGAGCAAAUUUGCCCUUCGAACUCCUGAGGAAGUCGAUGAAGACAAUUGUUAUCUAGUACCCGGACAAGAACACACUGUUAAUCAAUGCAAUUUCAACCACACAAGCAAAACAUUUGUUGUCAUUCAUGGUUGGACGGUGACGGGCAUGUAUGAGAGCUGGGUUCCCAAGCUGGUAGGAGCACUGUAUAAAAGAGAGCCUUAUUCCAAUGUUGUUGUUGUAGACUGGCUAGCCCGAUCCCAGCAACACUAUCCGGUUUCAGCAGAAUACACUAAGUUUGUUGGCCAAGAUGUAGCGACUUUCAUUGAUUGGAUCGAUGAAAAGUUCAAUUAUCCAGUAGACAACAUUCAUAUUUUGGGAUACAGCCUUGGUGCACAUGCAGCAGGAGUUGCUGGAAGUCUUACAAAUAAAAAAGUGAACAGAAUAACAGGUUUGGAUCCUGCUGGACCUACCUUUGAGUAUGCUGAAAAUGAUGUAACUCUGUCUCCCGAUGAUGCGGAAUUUGUUGAUGUUCUACACACUUAUACAAGGGGAUCUCCUGAUCGCAGUAUAGGGAUUCAAAAGCCAGUGGGGCAUAUUGAUAUCUAUCCAAAUGGAGGAAGCUUUCAGCCAGGCUGCAAUAUUGGGGAGGCACUACGUCUUAUUGCAGAAAAGGGAUUUGCAGAUAUGGACCAACUUGUCAAAUGUUCCCAUGAACGUUCCAUUCACCUGUUUAUCGACUCUCUUCUGUACGAAGAGAAGUCAAGCAUGGCCUACCGAUGCAAUUCAAAGGAGGCCUUCGAUAAGGGACUAUGUUUGAGCUGCAGAAAGAAUCGCUGUAACACAUUGGGAUAUAAGGUGAACAAAGUACGGGGAAAGAGGUCCAGCAAGAUGUUUUUGAAAACAAGAGCGCAGAUGCCUUUCAAAGUAUUUCACUAUCAAGUUAAAGUACAUUUCUCUGGACAAAAGGACUUAACGGUCACCAACCAACCCUUGCUGAUUUCUUUGUAUGGAACAAAAGGAGAAAGUGAGAACAUCGCAAUCGCAUUGCCUGAGAUUUCUACCAACAAAACCUUUUCAUUUUUAGUUUACAUUGAACAAGAUAUAGGAGAACUUCUGAUGUUGAAAAUAAAAUGGGAAAAAGACUCCUAUUUUAGCUGGUCAAAUUGGUUCACUACCUAUUCAUACAAUAUUAGAAAAAUCCGUGUAAAAUCAGGAGAAUAUCAGAAAAAGUUAAUUUUCUGUUCCAAGGAGGGCAACCAUGCCUCUCUGAUAAGGGGCAAAAACUCUGUAGAGUUUGUCAAAUGCAAUCAGCACUCCUUUACAAAGAAAAAAGCUUUGAUGUGAAAUUAUUGUGCACUCCUAUUGACGUUAGUCAAUAACAUUGAAGGUGUCGAGAAAAAGAAAAGCGUUAUUCAGAACUGGAACUGCAUACACGGCACACGGCAUUUAAAAUAGUUACUAUAUAUAGCUAUUAUUAAGAAAGACUAUAUUAUAUGUAUUUAGAGGUAGAGAGAGAAAAUGUUACAUAAGUUAGAUUUUAUCGCUCUCUCUUUACUGAGAAUGUGGAGUGCGGGAGUGCUGCUAGAUUGAAGUGGCUUUCAAUUUUCUGGAUUGUACACCCACAUACCUCGCAAACUCCCCCACCCCCUCCCCACACUGAAUAUUCUGUUUUGAGUGCCUCUGGUUUCUUUUAUAUAUGUUUUAUAAUGUGUUUUCUCAGUUAUGUUAUGUUGAAUGAAUGAUUGCAUCUUUAAAGAUGUUUAUUUAUAGUUACAGGGAUUGGUACAAAGUUAAAUAACUGAGAAAAUUGAUAAAUAACAACUCAGAGUGUGUUUUAAAACAAAAUCUAUAAUUGCGAAAGGAGCCGAAUGCUGUGGAUUGUAAAUAUGUUGUGAAUAUAUUAUACAGCCAAAAUGGAUUACCGAAAGUUGCAUAAUUUAGCCGUACGUGCACUAAAGUUCAACAUUGAUUGAAUUUUUUUAAAUGAUGACUUGAAACAACACAGUACUAAGUAACUAUUUUUAGAGCAAUAUCUGUUGUGAUGCCUGGGCACUGAAACAAUAUCUUAUUCUGCAAAGUGUCCCCAAUUAUUAGAACAGUUUUAUUCUCCCAUAAAAAAUGCAGUCAACAAAAAAACUAAUCUUAUCCCCUUUAAGACAGAACUUCAGAAAUAAAAGGCAAUCAUGACCGAAAAAUUCCGUCACGUGCCCUUAAGGGGUUAUGCAAAGUUUGGUUUGUUUAAGAAAAACAAAAAACAUAACUACAAUUAUAAACUACAAUGCACCUAAAAGCUUGAUUGUAUUUGUAAAUAUAAAUGUUUGUUACCUACACAGCUUGGCCAUUUUAUCGUACAGUAAGUAGCUUAUUCAUUACAGUGAAGAAUUCAUAGAAGAAUUGAAUUUUUUAGGCACAAAUAGCGGAAUAGGGAUUUUUUUACAGUUACGCAUUUUGGAAUUCCUUUGUCAAUUUCCUACAGUUAUAAGCACAGGCUACAAUUUAAUAUUUUUGGAAAAACUUAAAAUGAUCCAAUAUUUAAAAAAAAUAUUUG
Pelobates fuscus (common spadefoot toad) is the source of this 2810-nucleotide messenger RNA. RefSeq names its product lipoprotein lipase (gene LPL). The transcript has 10 exons. The record is from RefSeq and is a predicted model, not a curated record. Lineage: Eukaryota; Metazoa; Chordata; Amphibia; Anura; Pelobatidae. Gene Ontology annotation, molecular function: lipoprotein lipase activity; apolipoprotein binding. Gene Ontology annotation, biological process: very-low-density lipoprotein particle remodeling; triglyceride catabolic process; fatty acid biosynthetic process. The coding region runs from base 149 to 1606 and encodes 485 amino acids.